UAUUUAUGUUUGAUAAAGUCCGGACGUCGUUCACGAUCCCCGUUCAGUUUUGUUGUUGUUUUCAAUAUUUGUCGAGCGAACAAUGUCCAGUUUGUCGUCGACUGAAAACAAAACGGUCAAACAGCUCGUGGUGUCCGUUGUCGCGUGCCUCAUCUAGUGUCGGUGCCAGAUAUGUCCGGUGCCAGUACGGAAUCAGUAUUAUCCGAAAUUUAUUAUUAUCAGUUCUGAAAUGUCAAGUACGUGAAAAAUACGUUGUAUUGUUGAAGCCAUGGAUCACAGGGUCAAAGCAAUGAGCAGACAGCGUCAUAGGCUGCCGUGGUGGACGCCGAGGGACUGUCGUUUUGAAAAUCCUGAGCUUGAGGCGCUCUAUCAACAAUAUGUGUCCAAACUCCAUCAGUCGUGCGUUACCAAUGUAAUCGCACUCAUGGCCAUCCUCACCCUCGUCCUCGCCAUCAUCAGUGCAAUAUAUAAUCAAACUCUGACCAUUAACAAUGUUUACUAUUUUUUCCACACUUUUGUAUUUAUUUUAUUAAUGAUCUUUCUAAACACCAAGUACAUGCACGAAUCUUAUUUGUAUUGGAUCUGCUGCAUUCUAUUAUGGUUUUUCAUAAUGUUUUGUCUAGUCUCAUUUCCUAUUGGAAAUCCUUUUUAUAAGAUCUUACCGUUUAUUAAAUUUGAAUCUCAUCAAGUAAUCGCCGAAGGUGUUUGGCAAAUUUCCUUUGUAACGUUCCUCACAUAUACAAUGAUUCCGUUAAAGACGACUAUUGUUUUCUCAUUUGGAUUGGCGUUGCCCAUCAUACAUCUUACCAUAUCAGUAAUAUUUGCUCACACUUUUCAAAGAUACACAAUACAACAGACAAUUUCAAACAUCAUAGUUUUGGCUUGUAUAAAUAUAAUAGGUCUAGUAUUACAUAUACUUAUGGAACAAGCCCAACGACGUGUAUUUCUAGAUACAAGGAACUGUAUAGCUGCGAGACUAGAUAUGGAAGAUGAAAAUGAAAAAUUGGAGAGACUUUUACUGUCAGUACUUCCUCAACAUGUAGCUUUAGAGAUGAAGAAUGAUAUAAUGUGUCCUGUCGAGGGGCAAUUCCAUAAAAUUUACAUUCAACGCCAUGACAAUGUUAGCAUACUUUUUGCAGAUAUAGUCGGAUUUACAGUGCUCGCUUCACAAUGCUGUGCCCAACAGUUGGUUCGGCUUCUCAACGAACUGUUUGGUAGAUUUGAUCAGUUGGCUAGUCAUAAUCAUUGUCUUCGUAUACGAAUUCUUGGAGACUGUUAUUAUUGUGUGUCUGGUUUGCCAGAAUCGCGAUCAGACCAUGCAAAGUGCGCUGUUAACAUGGGACUUGAUAUGAUUGAUGCUAUAUCUCGAGUUGUAGAAGCUACCGAUGUAGUUUUAAACAUGAGAGUUGGAAUUCAUUCUGGACGAGUAUUAUGUGGAGUACUCGGUCUUAAAAAAUGGCAGUAUGAUGUUUGGUCGAAUGACGUAACAUUAGCAAAUAAUAUGGAAGCUGGCGGAGAGCCAGGGCGUGUUCAUAUUACACAAACUACUUUAGAUUGUCUUGGAGGAGAAUAUGAAGUUGAACCUGGCCAUGGCAGUACCCGUAAUAAGUAUUUAAGGGAUAAUAACGUGACAACAUAUUUCAUAGUUCCUCCUGCUCGUAGAAGAAAGCCACUUUUGAUGAACCCGCAAUGCAAUUUCUCUGCUAGAGAAGGGAAGAAAAUAACAUUUAAAAAUGUCUCAAAUGUUGUUAUUCAACUACUUCAUUCGAUCAAAUAUUCCGUUGAAGCACCUUUUAGCAACAUGACAACUCCCAUGUCAUCUGAAACAAAUAUAGUGGCGUCAGCAAAACACAAGGUGACUGACAAACUCAAAAGGCCAUUUAAGAAACGUCAUUCUAGUGUAUAUCAUCAACCGACAAACCGAAUCAAUAAAUACUUAAAUCAAGCUAUUGAAGCCCGUAGUAUUGAUAGAGAAAAAGAAGCUCAAGUUAGUUUAGUAACGCUAUGUUUUAAGGAUAGUCACAAGGAAACUACGUUUCAAUUAGAUGGAUCUGACAUUGGAUUUACUAGUUCGUUGGUAAUUAAUUUAUUGAUUGUCAUCAUUAUUGCUUGUCUGCACGCGACUAUACUGCCGAGAACAGUAAUAUUGUUACUUCUAUUCCUAACCGCUUUUGUUUGGAAUGCCGUUGUUUUGAUGGUUGUCUUAGCUGUUCGAUUAAGAUGGAUUAUAUGGGAUAUAUCACAAUGCUUUUUAUUGCGACUAGCCAUUAAUGUCUUCACAGUGUUACUCGUGUAUAUAGUUGCACAAGUUAACGUGUUUACAUGCCGUCUGGAUACUUCUUGCAAUGGUGCAGUAAAUGUCUCGUCAACAGAAGCCAUGUUACUUAAUACGUCUGAUCACCGUGCCUGUCCAUUACCGCAAUAUGUGGUUUUAUCAUGCUGCUUAGGAUUUUUGUCAGUGGCCGUGUUUUUACGCCUGCCAAUACUGAUCAAAUGCUUCCUCGUUUCUGUAAUGGCACUCAUGUACAUUAUUUUCAUUCAGUUUACCCAUCGACAUUUAUUUUUGUGUUACGACAUCACGAUCAAGAAUGCAGUCCCAUUGCAUAUAACAAGCAUAGUAUUUGUCAUAAUGUUUAUGUUGGCUAUUAUCAUUCACGGUAGACAAGUAGAGUGGACUACACGUUUAGACUUUUUAUGGAAAGUCCAGGCUAAAGAAGAAAAGAAAGAAAUGGAAGUAUUACAAAACAGUAAUAGACGAAUAUUGUUCAACUUGUUGCCUGGACACGUUGCUGCACACUUUUUAGAGAACCAGUUUAAAAACAAUAUUCAUGGAAUACACGACCUCUACCACCAUAGUUACAAUAAAGUUGGCGUUAUGUUUGCAUCAAUUACAAAUUAUCAUGAGUUCUAUAUCGAACUAGACGGUAACAAUCAAGGAGUGGAAUGCUUAAGAUUAUUAAACGAAAUUAUUGCUGAUUUUGACGAGCUUUUGGAGGACAGUAACUUCUUACCGAUUGAUAAGAUCAAAACUGUUGGGUCAACAUACAUGGCAGCUGUCGGAUUGAUGCCGGAACACAGUAUUUCAGACAAUGACCCUAUGUCGGCUAUCCAUUACAUGACUGUUUUAAUAGAAUUUGUAUUUGCGAUGAGGGAAAAACUUGUAUAUAUUAACGAUAAUUCCUAUAACAACUUCAUGCUUAGAGUUGGUAUUAACAUUGGACCAGUUGUUGCCGGAGUAAUUGGUGCACGUAAGCCUCAGUAUGAUAUUUGGGGAAACACAGUAAAUGUAGCCAGUCGUAUGGAUUCGACGGGUCUUCCAAAUUAUACUCAAGUUACUGAAGAGGUAUACCAAUUGCUGAAAAACGAACCGUAUGUUUUUCAAUGUCGGGGAAAUGUCAAAGUCAAAGGAAAAGGCGAUAUGACUACUUAUUUUUUGACAGAUCGAAAAAAAGUUUCUGGCUUAAACUCCAUUCAGUCUUCUAGUAGUAGAAAAGAAACGACUGAAAACGUGUAUGGUGGCGUACCAACUCCGUUAUCUUGCUUAGGUGUUCCACCUAGGCCUUACAGAAUGCUCAGACCAACAGUGAAUCGACUGCGUUCAUUAACAAAUGACAUCGAAACUUCACCCACAGAAUGUCAUUUAUUGCUUCCUUCGGGUAGCAACAAUAGCAGUAUCACUAAAAAAAGCAACAACUCGUACAGUUAUCAUCAUGUAACACCAGUAAUGGCAGCUCCUAAACUACCUCCACAUAAAGGAUUAACUAAAGUUUUUCCUCCAUCAUCUGCACAAUACUCUACGUGGAAACCACCACCACCUAAUGGCAGUGAUAAUCAUUGGCAGCAAAACAUAAAGCCCUACAUGAAACCAUUACCAAAGCCACCACCAAGUAAUAAUAUCAACAGCCAUGGUACUAAUCCUUUAUUUGCCUCUAAGAAAAAAAUUAAAGGAUAUAAUCAAGCAGCUCCACAUGGAACAUCACACGGUGGUGUACCAUGGUCUUCAUUAAGCUCUCUAAACCGAUCUCUGACUUCUAGUUCGUCUUCUGAUGAAAGCUAUAGUCGUACAACCACUGACGCGUCUCCGUCACCUUCACCACCACCCACAUCAGUUCCUACACCGAGCAAAUGGCUUUUUUCUUCAGAUAUUAAUUUAGAUUUAUCAGAACCAGAACAAGAUUGCAACAACAGCUUACACGGAAUAGAAAAUAUCGAAUCUGGCAGCUUAAGCAAUACCAAUAAAAAAACAUGUAGAAGCCAAUCAUUCCAUGACAGCAGUAGUCGUAAACACAGCAGAAAAGCGCCAUUGUCUAAAAAGGAUGAAACCACUAAUACGGAUCAUCCUAUUAUGGAUUCAAAUUCCGUUUGUAUUAAACAGAUAAGGAAAAAUCACAACCGUCAAGAUGGCAAUUUGAAUUCCAUUUCUGUUGACAAUGAAACCCCUCAGUCUGAUUUCACCAAUAAAAUACAACAAAUAUUAGCAGACCAGCCAUGUCAACCCAUUAAUAAUAACAAUAAUUCUAACGCCAGUGAUUUAGAUACGACAAUUACAGAAGAGCAACAAGGAAAUGAUAAUCAAGUCAACAAUGACGUUUCUAAUGAAAAUGAACAAAUUGAUAGUGAUCUCAAUGAAGAGGCUAUGAAAUCUAAAAUGUUUGAAAAGAAAGAAAGGGAAAUGAUGGAAGAAGUCAAACGACAGGAAGCGGAAGUAAGGCGGAUAUUAGAAGAAAGUGCUUGUCAACUAGGAAUUUCAGAGUCUGAAUGGAGUGAUGAAGAGGAAGUGUCUGAACCGCUUUUAGAUAAGGAUAGUACGGGGUAUACGACGGACGAUCCAGCUUUGGAAAAUAUUUCUAUUAUGAACGACACUGGUCUGACGGAUGCAGAAGGUGCUUUAAGCGAUGUAAAUUCGAUGUUUGAAGGCGUAGUUGAUUGCAAUAGACAUCAUCGUAGCGGAUACAGAGGCGAUGAUGAAGACGAUCAUACUAGUUUAUCUUCUAGAGCUUCUAGCAGGAAUUUCGAUUCUGAAGGCUGUUUUUUCCAAGACAACGAUGGCAUUGCUUAUUAUUCACAGUACCCGCACAACGCUCAUAAUUGCAAAAAGUAUAACGGAUUACCCUUUAACGCAAUCGGACAUCACGGGCAGAGCGGUGGUUCAGAUAUUUUCACAGAACCAGAGCUGUUGAACAUCAUGUCUGUGUCGGAAAUGUCAGAUGGUUAUUCCGACAACUACGAAAAACCGCCAACUCGUGCUCACGAUACAGAUAGCGAUGUGUAGAUGACAUUUAUUGUGAAAUUGUUUAAUAAUGUUUAUUUAUUUAAUGUUUUUAUUUUAUAUAAUAUUUUUAAUAAAUGUAAUAGAUUUAUACUUAAAAAAAUAAAGUAAAUAAUACAUCACAAUAGAAAUGUAAAAAAUUAUUUUAUUGUACAACAAUAAUAAAUUAACAGAAAAAUAGUAACUCUUAAAGAUCGGUGACAAAAAAAAAAAAAAAGACAAUAACAUAAGCAAAUUUACCGUUACUAACCUGAACUUUUCAUAUCAUGUAUAAAGUAUAUAGUCUGUACAUAGAAUUAAAACGCUAUUAUAUUAUUUACAAUGAAUAUAAUAUAAAGCUAGGUAGAGCCUAUUAGUGUUAACAGCAGCAAUUUAUUAAAAUAGAUGCAUUAAACAACGUAUAUAUAAUUGAAAAAAAAAAAAUUGUAAUAUUUUUUAUGAGCAAAAAUAUAAUACUUAUGCUGAUGAGUAAAAAUAAUUGAACAGCUGUUAUUUUCUGAACGGAUUCCAUAUUUUCUUCCUCAGUAUCGAACUCCUCGGGCUUAACUUAUCGUGUGGCGUACUUAGUUUAUUAUUCAUCAUGUUUUUCGAAUCUACUAUAUGUUG
Molecule: messenger RNA, 5875 nt
Organism: Adelges cooleyi (spruce gall adelgid)
Lineage: Eukaryota; Metazoa; Arthropoda; Insecta; Hemiptera; Adelgidae
Gene: rut
Product: Ca(2+)/calmodulin-responsive adenylate cyclase
Exons: 24
Coding region: 269-5272 (1667 amino acids)
Biological process (GO): cAMP biosynthetic process; intracellular signal transduction; adenylate cyclase-activating G protein-coupled receptor signaling pathway
Cellular component (GO): plasma membrane
Molecular function (GO): adenylate cyclase activity
Source: RefSeq, a predicted model, not a curated record